Molecule: messenger RNA, 993 nt
Organism: Myotis lucifugus (little brown bat)
Lineage: Eukaryota; Metazoa; Chordata; Mammalia; Chiroptera; Vespertilionidae
Gene: CDA
Product: cytidine deaminase
Exons: 4
Coding region: 132-572 (146 amino acids)
Cellular component (GO): cytosol
Molecular function (GO): cytidine deaminase activity; zinc ion binding
Source: RefSeq, a predicted model, not a curated record
UCUCCGAAGGUGCCUCGGGGAGCCUCUGGGCAGGAAUCCACCCCGGGGGGAGGAGCCGCCCUGGGAGUGGGGACGCAGCCCAGCCGCGCCGCUACCUCCCCUGUCUGCUCCGCUAGCCCCCGGGGACCGCCAUGGCCCAGAAGCGUCCUGCCUGCGCCCUGGACCCCGAGGACAUCCAGCUGCUGGUGCUCUGCUCCCAGGAGGCCAAGAAGUCCGCGUACUGUCCUUACAGCCACUUCCCCGUGGGGGCCGCCCUCCUCACCCGCGACGGCAAGAUCUUCUUAGGGUGCAACGUAGAAAACGCCUGCUACCCGCUGGGCAUCUGUGCUGAACGGACCGCUAUCCAGAAGGCCAUCUCAGAAGGAUACCAAGAUUUCAGGGCAAUCGCUGUUGCCGCUGACGUGCAAGAUGAUUUCAUCUCACCAUGCGGGGCCUGCAGGCAAGUCAUGAGAGAGUUUGGCUCCAACUGGGAUGUCUACUUGACCAAGCCGGAUGGUACCUAUGUUCUCAGGACAGUCCAGGAGCUGCUGCCCGCCUCCUUCGGGCCCGAGGACCUGCAGAAGGUCCAGUGAAAGAUGGAGAAUGCCCACCGCCUGGGAGAGCCUGGGUUCCCACAGGUGCUUAAGGAGCCAGCUGUCCGGAGAGCUUCACGAAGACCUCACAGACCUGGGACACCUGCCGAGUGGGCCCCAAGCCCACAGGGGCUGGGCAGAGAUGACUUUUGCAAAUGGUCCUCAAGCACUUGGGUCUUCUACUGAAGUGAUAGAGGGGUCUCACUCCAGCCUGGGUCAUGGCCCCUCCCUGUCACCCCAGACCACCCCACCUGCCACCCGAGACCAGAGAAACCCAUUCCUUCCUCUCCUUCCUGCGGGACCUCUUUAAAAUCCAGGCCAAGUGUGGACUGCUGCCCCAUUCGCCUUCCCAAGGUUCUAUCCUGUUCGGAGCGACUUUUCUAAUUAUAAACAUCACAGCGCCGCCUGGCUCAGGAGAGAA